Messenger RNA from Aethina tumida (small hive beetle), 6842 nucleotides. Its product is annotated as centrosome-associated protein 350. Gene Ontology annotation, molecular function: microtubule binding. The record is from RefSeq and is a predicted model, not a curated record. The coding region runs from base 261 to 6773 and encodes 2170 amino acids. The transcript is spliced from 9 exons. NCBI's taxonomy places the organism in Eukaryota, Metazoa, Arthropoda, Insecta, Coleoptera, Nitidulidae. Gene Ontology annotation, biological process: microtubule anchoring. Gene Ontology annotation, cellular component: centrosome.
UAAUAGUAAAUAACACGAAUUUAGCAUUUUUGUUUAUAAAUAAAUCUGUCCUGUAUUUCAGUUCGGUUACCGCGGUUUAGUUUGAUUUGUAAGGUUAUGUUUAUAACGGUUGUCAUUCAGCGAUUCCUUGUUAAAGCUUGGUGCUCAGUUCCCUGUAAAAAAUUAAUAUAAAAACUCGUGUAAUAAAAUUUAAUAAAUCGUUUAUUAUUCCACCGACCUAUUUGGAAUUAGUUGCUAGUGUGUAAAAUAGUUUCAUCUGAAUGGAUCGAAAGUCGAGAGACGAAUUGAAAAAAGAAGCCGAAUUGGUGAGAAACAGACGUUUAGACAAUGUUAGGGAAAUUAACGAGUUGAAAGCAUCAUUACAAAGUUUGAUUACUCAAGGUUUAAAACAGUCGGAAAACAUUAAUGCGCUACAUGGAAAAGAAAACAUUAAUAAUUUACAAAUUCAAGAGAACACAAAAAAUAGGACAGAACUAGGAGAAACAAAAGUACAAAGAUCAAAAUCAUCGAAUAGAACUGUCACUGUUAUUAAUAAAAAGGAAUCUCCAAAAAAGUCAAAAAGUUACAAUGUUGAAGAAGCUAGAGAAUACAUAAAAAAACAAAAUGAGAAACGUUCAGAACAAUUGAAAAAUAAUGUGAAGAAUACUGCAACUCAAAAUGAGAUUAAGAAACAAAGACUUUUGGAACUUCAAAAGAAAAGUCAAGAGAUUGUGGCAAGAAACUUAGAGUUGAAAAGAGAAAGAAGCAGAUCAAAGGGUCCUAAGUCUGCCGAACAAUUAAGACCUGAUUAUGCAGGACCACCCUCAAAUAUUAGAUCAAAUUCAAAAGAAAAGGCCCUACAGAAAGAAGAAGAUCUAACUCAUGUAAGCAGAAGCAGCAGGUCAAGAUCCAGAGAACUGGAGAAAAAAGAAGUAAAGAUUCCACAAAAUAAAGUUGUAUCAAAAAAUGUUCCACAAAUUACAACCAGACCAGGGAGACCCAGAACAAGACAACAAAACAUUUCUACUUGCAGAUCAAAAAAUGAGGAUUUAAAUUUACAACAACAGGAAACACAAAAAGCUAACACUGAUGUAAAAAAUGCCAAAAGUCUGCUACAUCCUAAUUCUGCGUAUGAAAUAUUUCAACAUAUCAAAUCCAAAGAAGUGACAAAGAAAUUAACAGAAACAAAAACUCCAAGUGUUAGUGAUGAAAAGAUUACUUCAGAAUCUGAACAGACCCAAAGAAAAAAUGUUUUCUCACCAAGUAAGCCACCAGACAAUCAAAAUCAAGCCAUAAAUAUUUUUAACAAUAUAACAGUAAGAUCAGAAUUAAAUCAGAACAGAGAAAAUUCAUGUAGAGUAGAUUUAAAAAAGGAUGAUAGUGAUAAUAAAAAACAAUCUGAUAAAGCAGUAAUUGAAAAAUUAAAGUUAAAUAGCAGCAAAGAAACCCAAACUUUUGAUCCACCGCAUUGGCUGUGUCAAAACACUAGUAAAAAUGAAAAUCCUUAUAAUUUUAUAAACACAGUGAGGAGGAGAUUAGAGUCAGCAAUAAUGCAACCCUCAACAAAAACACAUAAUGACAAAGGUGUUCAAAGUUCCCUUCGAGUAUGUGAUCAUGUGUUAAGUGAUAGAGGUGAUAUUGUAUUUCCCCAGUCUAACUUUCCAGGUCAACAGAUAUCAAAAAAUGUUGAAAAUUCAAAUUUAAAGUCGUUUAUUUCUCACAAAUGUUUAAAUUUGGAUCCAAAGCCUGUUGAACACUUAGGUUUACAAAUUGGAAGUAAGAAGAGUGAAAAAAGUAACAAAAGUAUUUUGUUGAUCAGUAAUGAAAGCGAAUCGGAAGAUACCUCGAAAAAUAUUCCAGAAAUUUCCAGUGAAAGUAUCACCACAGGAAGAAACGUUUAUGCAGCUGCAAAGAAGGAUGGUGGUGGAGAUGAUGAUUUCAAUCUCAAAAUAAAUACGAGUAAUUUAAACAAAAUGAAAUUAAAGUCCAAGAGUAACAUACAAGAAUCCAGUUUAGACCAAGUACCACCGGAAGUAAUAGAUAACAUUUCGUCAAUCCGGGUGCCCAGUCGCAGACACAAUAGUAGGUCUGCAAAGUCCAGUAAAAAUUUAUUCCCAAGCAAAACAUCAUACACAUCAGAUUACAAUUCUGAAAGUGAUUUGGACAACAGUUUCCUUACAGGUUCUCACAAAUCCGCUGAGUAUUCCAUUUUGGCCGGUAACAUUAGCAGUUACAGCAAUUUGGUUAAUAAAAAUUUCAGACCUCAUUCAUCAAACAGUAAACAUUCCACUGAGCAACAAAGCAUUCCAGAAGAAAUACAACAUUCCAAAGAAGGAAGGGUGAUAACAGAGAGUGGAGGAGACGGUUCCGGAAGUCUUCCGACGUUGGCUCCGCAAGAGUACAAAUCUUUGCCAACAUGUUCGUCAUCAAUACGACAUUCGAACAUGAAUUCAGACGUUCCAACAGAUAUUUCAACGUUGCCUCCACAAAUUUAUAAUGAUAUUCCAACAACGCAUUCUUCCAUAAGUAAAUUGGAAGAAGAGAAAGUCGAGAAUGAUGAUGGGAGGAAAAAAUUAAAUUCAUUUAAGAACAACAAUACUGAUCUGGUUGUGCUUCAAGAACCUCAGAUUUCAUUGAAGAUUAAAAAUUUGGAUGGGAAAAAUAAAGUGGUGGUUCAAAGCCAAGAAGGAGGUGAACAAGAAAAAACUAAUCAAAUUCAUUUGAAAUUUGAAACUGAAAUACAUCUCUUAAACGACUUCAACAAGUCAUUCAGUCAGCUGAAUGCUCUAGAAAAAGCGUUAGAAUCUUUAAAAACAACCAAUACAAUCCAACAAGUAGAGAGAACAAUGAACGAAUCAGCCACUAUUACCGAACAAAAAAAUCCUGAUCAUUCCUCAAAGCAAAACAUUUUGUCGCAAAUCAAUUUUUCGAGAGGUUCGGAAGUAUCCACUGUUUCUAGACACAGUUGUUUAGACACAACAUCCCUGUCAAAUAGAAGUGCAAUUUCUACACGGAUAGAUUUACUAAAUAAUACGAGCCGUCACGACGACGAUACGACCGUUACAGACUCCAUGCUGCUAGUGUCCGUAAAUGAAAAUUACGAUCCCACCAAUCCAGUUGGAAUGUCUCUCAAAUUGUUAGAGCAAUUAAUCAAAGAUGAAGAUUCCAGAUUAAAGAAUUUGAAAACGAUGUUAAAAAUUCGUGAAAAAUCUCUGCAGGACAGAGUGUUGACCGAAUUGCAGGCGUUAGAAGUUCAAAAAAGGAAUUUGCGACUGACUGGCAAACUUCAAGAAGCGUCGUUGGUGAAGAAAAAACAACGUGGCAUUUUAUUGAAACAUUCAGAGGAAAAACAUGAAAUGCAAAGAUUGAAACAAUUACACAAAGCAAAGUCGAAGGAGCGCAUUUCAGAGUUGCAACAAGAAAGAAAAUUAAUUAAAACGCAACUUUGCACCGACAAAAUGUUGACCAACAUCAAAGUAAACACACCAAGAGUGAAAAGAAGUAACAAUUCUGGACCACUUAGAGUUGUGACUAACCACCACACAGAAUCCGUGAUAUCGGAAAGAUCAAUUUCGAGGAGAAGUUCCGUAGUCGACGAAGUAGUUAACGUCUCUACAACAAAGUCUGUAACAAGUGUCGUUUCCGAAAUCGAAUCGCACAGCGAUGGUCCGGACGAUAGAAUUCACAAAAGGAACGACGAUUUCCAUGUCACUCACAUUAAAAAGGCCCUGUUGAUGCGUGAGGCGGCGCUGGAUAAGAGACGAAGAGAGGCCGAAAAUUUGCUCAAGUGGCACCAGAAGUUACUCGACGAUGAGAGGCGCAUCGUGCAACUGGAGCAGUCGGCCAGCACUGUUGUUUCGCAGCAGCCAACACUGCCAACCGGAAAAUUGAAGGAAACACCCUUGGCCGAGGAUCGAUGCGAACUGUCGGGAACACUUCUUAAUCAAUUGUGGUCCGACAUAAGUGAUUGCACCAAGAAGAGAUUUGCUGACGAAAAAACGUAUCGGAUGUCGAAGGCAGCAUUCAGCAGGAUCUGUAAGAAUGCGAGCGAAUACAAACAAAGAAACCUGCAGAAGAUGUCGUCUGCGACGCGACAGAAUAAUGUGGUGGAACUGAGUGUCAGUGAUUUAUCCAAACUUAUAAUAUCACCAGAACAAUCCGACAGUGACAAAGAACAACAACGGCAACAACAGCAACAACAGCAAUCAAAAUCCAGUAGUAGUAUCAGUAUUAACGAUGCGAUUAGCGCUUACAAAUCAGAUUUCGAAAUAGAUUCGAACUCUGUCAGAGAAAAUACUAAUUCAGUUUCGGAGCAUCAACCCAAUAAUUCGAUUGCAGAUCAGCAAACAAUUUCAUCGAUUUCAGAUCUCAUCGAGAACUUUAAUAAAAUCGAAGAGGAAAUGAGCAAACGUUCUGAAAAAUUGGUAAACGAAUCGAAUCAAAUGUUAACGGAACUCGACGAAUUUGAAGUUGGAGCAGUUGAGAAUGAUGAAACUACAUCUGUAAAAACGGCGACGCAAAUAUCUUUACUUAACUCACUUAAUUCAAUAAAACCACUCUCAAAUUGCGAAAACGAUGUAAUUGCAGAAAAAAACUCACAUAAAACCUUAUCAAAUGAUUCAAAAAUUACCAUUCAUUCACAAUCUGAAAAAAUUUCUGAUAUUUCAAAUAUUUCUGAAAAAUUUUUUAUUGAUAAAAACGGUGGGGAAGGACAACUUCCUGAAAAACAGACGUCCUCACUCUCAUCUCGAGAACCAAAUACACCGACGAAUGAAAUUAAUGCAUUAGAAAAUUCCAUUUUGGAAAAAUCAAACGUCCAAAUUUCCGAAUUGAUUACCGAUAAAAUUUCUUCUGAAAUUAUAUCUCAAGAAUCCACCGACACAAAUUCUCAUUCAAAACAAAUCGAAUCUUCGGAUAAAAUAACUCCCCACCAGUCAAAUUCCACAAUUUCCGAAAUUAAUCAUAUCGAAUCGGCUGAUCCAUCUGAAAUUAUUAAUACACCAAAUAAAGAUUUUUUCGAAACAAGCCACGUUGAAAAAUCAGAUACAAUCAAUUCUGAAUUAAAUCACAGUAUUGUACCGACGUCGGAUAAAGGUGUACCUUCGGAUGUAAGAUCACAAAAGUCACAGGUUACGAUUUUCGAAUUAAGUAAUGUUGAUGAACCUUCUGAGAAAGUUUCUUCAGAUUUGACUUCGCCUGAAAUUAGUAGCAAUUCGGAGGUUUUGAAGAAAACAUCAUCGGAUAUUCCAGAUGGUGAUUGUGGAGUCUCAGUAAAAUCUGUAGAAACUGAGGAGCAUCACGACGACGAAUUACCCAAAUCGUUAAGAAUAGUAUCUGCAAAAUCAGAUUCAACUGACGAUAAUUCAAAGUCAGUAAAAUCCGUUAGACCGAAAAUUUCUACUGACAUAUCCGAAGAAAAAAUAUCGGAACGGCAUCCAUACGUCUCUGAGCAAGAAGAAGAAAUUAAUGAAGUAACAAAUUCUUUACCAAUAUCAGAUUUAAGUUAUGGAGUUUUAGAAAAAGGAGUGGAUUUAAAAAGUGAUAAAUUUGAGACUGAUGUUGAUGAAGUGGAAUCGUGUGCGGAAGGCACCACGUCUAACAUUAAAAGUAGCUUGAACGAAUUAAACGAAUUAAAUAUAGAUAAGACUGAAUACGAUGAUGCGAUACCAAAGGAAAUUGAGUUCGUUGAAGAAAAAGAACACGAUUCCCUAUCCGAGAUCUCCAACAAUCUGGCAAGCGAAAUCGAAGAAAAAUCACAAAGCGAUCAAGUGUCCGAGAUAAUCGAAGAAAAAGAAAUAUCUUAUUCGUCAUGUACGCCCUCCUCAGAAUGUGGCAGUGAUAAGAGGCAGUCUUCGUCCACGGCGAAAAGCAUAGAUGUGAAGAAACGAGUGUCAGAAAUAAUGGCAGAAGCGGGACCAUUAAAUCUGGGUGAUAAAAGUACAAGGAUGCAGGAUCUUUAUGUGACCACUUAUGAUGUCAAUUCACCACCUCAGUCUCCCGAACCAGUAAACGGCGAAAAAAUAAAAAGUCCAAAGAAUUUAGAUACCGAGGCGGAGGAACUUUUACGAAAACAGUUGGCCAUAGAACAAGAGAUAAAGGAGUUGGAGCAGCAGCAAAAAGAAUUGCCGUACGUGUUCGUCCGCGAGAUCCCCAAUAAACCACCUCCUCCGUACACGCCUCCCGCCAACAUACGAAUAACCGCUGCCCCUAUAAAAACGAUACUGCCCGCCGGUCCUGAUCAAAUCGACGAAAUCACUCGAUAUUCGGCGAAAAUCAUUCACAAGGCAUAUUUGAACAACAACCUUGAAAACAUUAACAUUUCCGAAAAUACUCUCAACCUGAUUACGAAGAAUAACAUCAGUAAAGAGUGCUACAGGUUCGUCUUUGAUAUUUGCAAGGAGAUUGCAGUUAAUCACUACAAGCAAUUCAAAAAGGAACCGUCGUGUCCAUCGUGGAUGAAGGUGGCGACAAAGUGUUCCAUAGCGCCGGUGCGACCGUUCGACUUGGUCGGUUUGGAACGGCACAUGUCGGAGAAACUAAAAGAAAUGUUUAAGUUUCAAAAGAGGAGGGACAACCUUAGAGAAAAAUCUGUAAUGAAAUGGAGCAGGAAGAAAAAGGAUCACGUGGACGAAAUUUUAAUACUGGAAUCUCAAUUGGAGGAAGCAGAAUGGACAUAUUAUGAUAAAGAUGAAAGAAUUGUCAUGGACAAUCUUACUAAUGAAAUCAUGAACAUGUUGUUGCAGGACACUGCUAAAGUUAUGCAAGAAAUUUUUCGUAUAAAGAAUUGUUACUAAAUUGAACUGUUUAUUUUGUGUAUAAUUUUUUGUAUAUUUUUAAGAAAAUAAUUUUUAUAAUUAUUUUAA